This is a messenger RNA of Pipistrellus nathusii (Nathusius's pipistrelle), 2796 nucleotides long. The record is from the annotation of a GenBank genome assembly. Lineage: Eukaryota; Metazoa; Chordata; Mammalia; Chiroptera; Vespertilionidae.
AUGCUGCUCUUCUUUAUUGUGGGAUUGCUCGUUCAUUUUGUGUUCUUCGCCUCCAUCUUUGACAUUUACUUUACAUCUCCUUUGGUUCAUGGGAUGGCUCCUCAGUUUACGCCAUUGCCUCCUCCAGCAAGGAGACUAGUGCUCAUUGUUGCUGAUGGGCUGCGGGCAGAUGCACUUUAUGAAUUGGAUGAAAAGGGAAAUUCUAGAGCACCAUUUAUUAGGAAUAUCAUAAUGCACGAAGGCAGCUGGGGGAUAUCGCAUACCCGCGUGCCAACUGAAUCUCGGCCGGGUCAUGUAGCCCUGAUAGCUGGGUUUUAUGAAGAUGUUAGUGCAGUUGCCAAAGGAUGGAAGGAAAACCCUGUGGAAUUUGAUUCUCUUUUCAAUCAAAGCAAGUACACAUGGAGCUGGGGAAGUCCAGAUAUCUUGAAUAUGUUUGCCAAAGAUGCUUCAGGAAACCAUGUUUUUACAUAUUGUUAUGAUGCUGACAUUGAGGAUUUUGGUGCCAAGGAUGCAACAAAACUGGAUACGUGGGUCUUUGAUAACAUUAAAGAAUUCUUUCAUGCUGCCAGAAACAACCAAUCUUUGUUUUCUAAACUAAAUGAAGAUAAAGUAGUUUUUUUCUUACAUCUAUUAGGAAUAGAUACAAAUGGACAUGCUCAUCGACCCACAUCAAGGGAAUAUAAGGACAAUAUUAAACUAGUUGACAAGGGAAUUAAAGAAAUUGUGUCCCUGCUUAAAGAGUUUUAUGGAAAUGAUGAGAAAACGGCAUUUGUCUUUACCUCUGACCAUGGAAUGACAGACUGGGGUUUCCAUGGGGCUGGUCACCAUUCAGAGACCUUUACUCCUUUCGUUGCUUGGGGAGCUGGAAUCAAGUAUCCCCAAAAAGCAUCAGAUCAACAGUUUAAUGAUGAGCUUUUGAAAGGAUGGAAAUUGGAGUACUGGAAGAGGCAAGAUAUCAAUCAGGCUGAUAUUGCACCAUUAAUGGCUUCUCUUAUUGGAGUUCCUUUUCCCCUCAAUUCAGUGGGAAUCCUUCCUGUGAAUUAUCUUAACAACACUGAUGUCUUCAAAGCAGAGAGCAUGUAUACAAAUGCAAAACAGAUUCUUGAACAGUUCAAGGUAAAAAUGACUCAGAAAAAAGAAGUUACUUUACCAUUUUUGUUUACACCAUUUAAUUUGCUUUCUGAUUAUAAACAGCUUGACAUUUUAAGAAAAGUGAGAUCUUAUAUAAAACAGGAAAAUUAUGAUGAAGCAGUCAUCCUUUGCAUGGAGCUGAUUCAUCUCUCAUUGGAAGGAUUGUCCUAUUAUCACACUUAUGACAGAUUCUUUUUGGGCAUCAGUGUUCUGCUUGGAUUUGUGGGAUGGGCAUCUUAUGUUUCUUUGUUGAUUAUCAAGACUCAUUCCAGUCUUACCAGAAGUGUUAAUAAAGAAGUUAAGAAACCAAGCCAUCUCCUGCUGUGUAGUUUUAUGGCUAUUGGCAUUUUAAUGACAUUUUUCCUGCUGAUUCAAGCCUGUCCCUGGACUUAUUAUGUAUAUUGCUUGUUGCCAGUGCCUAUAUGGUAUGCGGUUCUAAAGGAAUAUCAAGUUAUUCAAGACCUUGUCACAUCACUGUGUACCUUCCCUCCUCGUCAUUUUGUUGGAUCCCUGUUAGCCUUUGCCCUGGGAAUUGAAGUAUUAGUUCUCAGUUUUUUCUACCGCUAUAUGCUUACUGCUGGACUUAUUGUAUUUGCGGGUUGGCCAUUUACCACUCAGCUAUGGACGCGAGCAAAGAACAUCUCAAUGAGUUGGAUUUUCUUCUGUUUGCUCCUGGCAGUGUUCCCUCUGAUGCCUGUGGUAGGACGAAAGCCAGAUAUCUUUCUAGUAAUGUGUGCAGGCCUGCUGGUCCUUCUGCUGUCCUUGUUUGUUGUAACAUCUCUCAUAAAGACAAAAGAUAGUUUUUUAAAUGACCAGCUAUUGUUACACCUAUUCCAGAUGCUGAGCACAGUGCUUUCCAUGUGGGCUGUGUAUAGCACACAUAAUAGCCUACUUAAGAAACAAGGACUUCCUCUUACUAAUCAGGUGGUUAGCUGGAUAAUAUUAGCCACCUCCUUCGUGGUGCCCCUGCUGAGUCCCAGGAACCUCUUGGAGCGAUUGUUUAGCAUACUUGUCUCCUCGAUGUCAACAUAUCUCCUCCUAAGCACAGGGUAUGAGGCUCUCUUCCCAUUAGUGUUGUCAUGUUUGAUGUUUGUCUGGAUCCAUAUAGAACAAGAAACCCUGCAACAAUCUGGUGUUUCCUGGAAACAGAAGGUCACCAGUAUCUAUUUCUCCUACAACACUGAUAUAACCCAGUUUCGACAGCUCUGUAUGGAUGACAUCCGUAGGGCCUAUUUCCUUGUUUUCUUCUUAGUGAUAGCAUUUUUUGGAACUGGGAAUAUAGCUUCUAUUAACAGCUUUGAUCUUGCCUCUGUCUACUGCUUUCUGACUGUGUUUAGUCCAUUUAUGAUGGGAGCCCUGAUGUUGUGGAAGAUUUUUAUCCCCUUUGUUCUGGUGAUGUGUGCUUUUGAAGCCGUUCAAUUAACUACCCAGUUAUCAUCAAAAAGUCUUUUUCUCAUGGUUCUCGUCAUAUCAGACAUUAUGGCUUUGCAUUUUUUCUUCUUGGUAAAGGAUUAUGGCAGCUGGCUUGAUAUUGGAACAAGCAUCAGCCACUAUGUGAUUGUCAUGUGCCUGAGCAUCGUUCUGGUGUUUCUCAACGGCCUGGCCCAGCUGCUCACCACAAAGAAACUCAGAGUGUAUGGCCAACCUAAAAGCCAUCUCAUAUGA